Messenger RNA from Hansenula ciferrii, 642 nucleotides. RefSeq names its product mRNA splicing protein PRP18 (gene PRP18). Gene Ontology annotation, biological process: generation of catalytic spliceosome for second transesterification step; RNA splicing. Gene Ontology annotation, cellular component: U4/U6 x U5 tri-snRNP complex; U2-type post-spliceosomal complex; U5 snRNP. The transcript has a single exon. The record is from RefSeq and is a predicted model, not a curated record. NCBI's taxonomy places the organism in Eukaryota, Fungi, Ascomycota, Saccharomycetes, Phaffomycetales, Wickerhamomycetaceae. The coding region runs from base 1 to 642 and encodes 213 amino acids.
AUGGAGUCAAAACAGCCAGAAACCAAAGUGGAAGAGUCCAAAAAAAGAAAAUUAGAAGAUGAAGAAACACAACAAUCAAAAAGUUUGAAAUCAAGUACAGAAAAGAAUAAAGAAGAUGGUAAAGUUGUUCAAGAUGAUCAAAGUAUUCAAAAUGAAUCAGAUCCUACAAUUUUGAAAGAUAUACCCAAAGAAUUAAUCAUCCAAUUAGAAGACCUAACAUCCAAACCAACAACAAUAAUAACAAUGAAGGCAAAUAAAUACAUAAAAUUCAUACUAAACCAAUGGUCUCAACAUCCAGAUUAUGAUCAAUCAUUACUUCUUGACACCAAGAAAUCAUUAUUCCCACUUUGUGUCUCACUAAGAAAAAACAAUUUGGAUCAAGAUCAAUUAAUUUCAUUAUUAACUAUAUUAUAUCAUUUACAACAUGGUGAAUUUAUGAAAUCUACAGAAAGUUAUAUGAAAUUAAGUAUUGGUAAUGUGGCAUGGCCUAUUGGUGUUAUUAGUGUUAGUAUUCAUGCCCGUUCUAGAGAUUCAAAAUUGAAUAAUGGUGGUGCAAAUAUUAUGAUUGAUGAAAAGACAAGAAAAUGGAUUACCUCGAUGAAGAGAUUGAUUACAUUUAGUGAAGUUCAAUAUAGAAAAUAA